Molecule: messenger RNA, 921 nt
Organism: Manihot esculenta (cassava)
Lineage: Eukaryota; Viridiplantae; Streptophyta; Magnoliopsida; Malpighiales; Euphorbiaceae
Product: josephin-like protein
Exons: 2
Coding region: 257-820 (187 amino acids)
Biological process (GO): protein deubiquitination
Molecular function (GO): cysteine-type deubiquitinase activity
Source: RefSeq, a predicted model, not a curated record
CAAUAGUAAAUUAUACAAUAACCAGGGGAAAAAGUGAUGAACUAAAAUUCGACACGAAAAAAUUGGGGGGGGGGGGAACCAAAUGAAACGACGUCGUACCACCGACCGAACUCAUCAUCUGUGACUGAAAGUACUAAGCGGAGUCUCGUACCCAGUUGAGAUUUGCACACAACGACAACAUUAAAAACCUCCCAGAAAAUUCCCUUCCAGUUUCUAACUAUUUGCAAUUCAAUCUUCCAAAUAUUGUCGACAAUAGAUGGAAUUCGAUAACCCUCAAAUUUAUCACGAGAGGCAAAGAUUGCAGUUCUGCCUCUUGCACGCACUCAACAAUCUCUUCCAGCGAAAGGAUGAGUUUACUCGAGCGAGCUUGGAUGCAAUUGCUCAGAAACUCGUUUUGGAUGAUCCAAACAAGCAGAACUGGACACCCUUUUCUGUUGUCUUCAAGCCUCAUCAUAAUUCCCUCACUGGAAACUAUGACAUUAAUGUCUUAAUAGCCGCCCUUGAAGAGAAAGGUAAGACUGUAGUUUGGCAUGACCGUCGAAAUGGGGCUUCCUCAAUUCAUCUUGAGAAUCAUAGUAAUGGGUCUGAAGAUAGUAAAUUGUUUGGUAUUGUGCUUAAUGUUCAAGUUAGACGAUAUGCUGGCCUUUGGAAGAGUAGGCAUUGGGUUGCUUUGAGAAAUAUUUGUGGGGUUUGGUAUAAUUUGGAUAGUGAUCUUAGAGAGCCUAUGGCUUUUCAGGAUGCUGAUGAGGUUAGGGCAUUCUUGGAUUACAUUAUUGGUCAGGAUGGGGAAGUGUUGCUUGUCAUGAAUGAGAAAGAGUGAUUUUUCUCUUCAUGUUUUGAGGGGUGAUAAAACUUUGUAUACAUCAAUCUUUUUGUGUAUUAACACUUUAGAACAAAUGGAAAACAAUAGUCUUUCUUCAA